AAAUUGCAAAAAAAUGUGGCAGGUGGCUGUGGUUCAAUGAAAUUUUUUAUUUUAGCAAGCCUAUUUUAAACAAUAAUUACGUCAAUAAUGUUUUUUCUAACUAUAAGCUAAUGUUAAAUAUGCUAUUCGUUUAGUUAUAAGUGGAACUUGUUAUAAACAGUUCGCCAUCAUGUUCUCCGGAAAAGAUGCCGCAAACUCUUCAUAUCCUACGCAGUGGGCUUUAAAUCCCACUGCGUAUCAGAAUGUGGAUUCAAGCCAGGUGGACUGGGCUGCAUUAGCGCAACAAUGGAUCGCUAUGAAGGAGGCUGCGGCCAUAGUGGCUCCGCCGCCUCCGAAGCCCGAAGAAGAAGGCGAAGCACCGAUGGAGGUUGAAAACCCAGAGACCAACUGUGAGUCGCCGAAUGCCGGCAACUCUGAGUGGAACGCUUCUUCUAACUCAUGGGGUACUGGUACCUGGAAUCAAUGGGGCUGGGGUUGGCCCAAUAGUGGACCAGGAGACCCAAAGAUGACUGGUGAUGCAUCAAUGAGCAUGCCUCCAAUGAUGGAUGGGUUUUCCUCAGAUAACUCUGCUCCUAUGCCUGGAUACUCGACAGGCUCGACGCCCGCGCCCACAUUCCAGCACGGCUACUGGACGGCGCCGCAAGCCGACCAGAGCAGCCGCGGCAGCAGCAGGAGUCGCGACCGCCGCUCCAAGAGCAAAAACAGAGAUAGCAAGUCCAGCAGAAGUAGACCACCAAGGGAAAAGCCCCUCAUGAUCCCUCCGCCAGUGAUAGAGCCGGUGGCGGUGCCCGCGCCCGUCGCCACGCCCACCAUCGACGCGGCCAAGCGCCGGCAACUGCCCGCCUGGAUAAGAGAAGGUCUAGAAAAAAUGGAACGCGAGAAACAGAAGGCAAUAGAGCGGGAAGAGGAGCUGAGGGCGCGUGCGCUCGCGGAGCAGGAGAAGAAGAGACUGGAGGAAGAGCAGCUCGCGCGGCUCAAGGCGGCGGCCGGCGGCGAGCCUGCCUUGCCGGCGAAGAGCAAAUUUGAGUCGGAGUCUUCGGAUUCGGAGCUGGAGGACGCUGCAGCGGAGGAGCCGGUGGUGCCCCCCGCGCCCAUCAUCAGUGAAGAACCAGUGGAGGAGCCUGAACCCGCGCCGCUCGGGAACAAGACCAGGGAGGAGAUCAUGCAGGAAGUGAUGCUGGCCGUCCGUCGCUCGCUGACGGAAAUCCUGCUGGAAGUGACGGACGGCGAGGUGCGCGCGGUGAGCCAGGAGGAACUCACGCGGUAUAUCGCCGCUCAAGCGUCGCGACUCAACGCUAUGAAGGCGAGCAAGUCCAAGGCUCUCGCGUCCAUCGCCUCCGGGCUCGGGCUGGGCGCGUACGAGAGCAGCGACGACAGCGACGACGAGCCCAACGACCUCAGCGACCAGCAGCUGCAGGACAUCAUAAGGCGCAAGAGACAGGAGUUCGAGCGGACCUCGCGUGACAUAGAGGCCGAGGUGCGGCGCGCCGAGCUGCGCGAGAGUGGAGAGGAGCCUGCGACGCCGGCCGACGUCACGCCCGACCGACCCAGGCAGUCUCGAUCUUCAGCGACACCACCGCCGAUUGACAGUGAUACACCUGAGAAAAAACCUGAACGUCGCCAUUCAAAAGAUAAAAGAAACAAUCAUAAAGGCACUGAUAAAGUAGAUGGUUCCAAAAAUUUGGAGGCGAUUCCGAUUCCCGAAGAGAAACCAAAACGAAACAACAAACACGAUAAAACUCCAAGCCCCCAAAAACCCAGCAAAUCAAGCAAAGACAGUUCCAACUCAAGUUCUAGUGAUUCCGAAGAUGAUUCUUCGUCUAGUUCUAGUGAAUCAUCGUCGGAAAGUGAUCCCCAAGUCAAAGUUGAGAACAGUCGCCCCAAGAAACGCAAACGUAGGAGCACUAGCUCGAGCGAGUCCCAAAAGAAGUCAAAGAAGAAUAAAAAAGACAAAUCACACAAAUCAAACGAAAAAGAUUACUCAAAGUCAAAACAUCAGGACGAGUUCGAGAAGUCUGAAAAAUCGAGAUCCAGAAAAAGAGACGAUUACUACGACAAACAUAAAUCUAGAAGUAGGGACUACGAAAGAUCACACAAGGACAAGUAUAGGGACGCAUCAGACGACGAGAAACCGAGGAAACGUUCCAAAAGAUCGCGUUCGAUUAGUUACGAAUCGCGAUCGGGACGACGGAGAAGUAGAGAUCGAUCCGAAGAGAGAUCUCGUAGGCGGGAUAGGAGAUCUUACGAUAGGGAUAGUUUCAAGAGGGAUAGGUCUUACGAUAGGUCGCGAGACUACGACAAGUACGAUAGGUAUGAGCGCUCUAGGGACGACCGCCACGACAGUAAGAUGGACUUUUUAUCACAUAAUCGAAACCUCAAGAUGCAGUUGCACAUCAGAGGACAGUCUACCCACAUUCUUGAUGUCAAUGGAGAGGAGUCCAUUGCUCAGAUCAAGGACCGUGUAAGAGCACUCUCAGACGUGGGUGGUGAGGACUUCACGUUGUCUGCGUGUGGCGCCCCACUUGAUGAUGGUAUCCUCGUGUCUGAACUGGCUUCCACAGAACUUGACCUGACAGUGCCACUGCUUGGUGGUAAAGUGCACGGUUCUUUGGCUCGUGCUGGUAAGGUGAAAGGACAGACUCCAAAGGUUGAAAAGCAGCAAAAGAAGAAGAAGAAGACUGGCCGUGCCAAGAGGAGGAUCCAAUACAAUAGAAGAUUCGUUAAUGUUGUCCAGACCUUCGGCCGUCGUCGUGGACCCAACUCCAACUCCUAGAUCUAUUGUUUGUAAAUAACAUGCAAAUAUAACAACUAAUUUGCUCCAA
Messenger RNA from Maniola jurtina (meadow brown), 2822 nucleotides. RefSeq names its product arginine/serine-rich protein PNISR-like. Gene Ontology annotation, cellular component: ribosome; presynaptic active zone; nuclear speck. The coding region runs from base 170 to 2773 and encodes 867 amino acids. Lineage: Eukaryota; Metazoa; Arthropoda; Insecta; Lepidoptera; Nymphalidae. The record is from RefSeq and is a predicted model, not a curated record. Gene Ontology annotation, molecular function: RNA binding; structural constituent of ribosome. The transcript is spliced from 16 exons. Gene Ontology annotation, biological process: translation.